Molecule: messenger RNA, 1485 nt
Organism: Plasmodium coatneyi
Lineage: Eukaryota; Apicomplexa; Aconoidasida; Haemosporida; Plasmodiidae
Exons: 11
Coding region: 1-1485 (494 amino acids)
Source: RefSeq, a predicted model, not a curated record
AUGGAGCAGUCCGCAGAAUCACAUCCGGAGGAUUUGUCAAGGACGACUAGUGAAGCAUUUUCCUCAUCAAAGCAAGGCAGCGAAGAGGUGACCGUCGAGGAGCUAAAGAAAAAGGUCAAGGAUUUGGAGCUGCAGCUCGAGUACGAAAUAAAUCGACACGAGGCUGAAGUACAGGAAAAGGAGGACAGCAUAAAAUCCCUGGAAGAAAAAAUAAACGAGUUAGAGAAUUCGAAAAAAGAAUCCGAUGAAAAGGAUGAAGCCAUCCUAAACAUGAGCGAAAAGCUCCUCAUCUUAUCGAACAAGUACGAUGUCUUGGCGAAGGAAUCGAAGCUACAGGAAGAGGAGCUGAAACAUUUGAAAAAUAAAAAAAAAUACAGAAACGAUAAAACGAAUGAGUUCAUAAUUACACUAAAAAAACAGAAUGAAGAUUUUAAAAAGGACAAUGAAACGCUAACGAACAAAUAUUCUGAUCUGCUUACGGAAAAUAGUGGCCUUAAAUGCUCCUGCAAAAUGCUACAAGAGCAGCUGCAGGAGAGUCAAAAGAAAUUGGAAAUUGUAAAGAUGCAUAGUACAAAGGAGUUUGACGAGAAAAGCGCCCUUCAAAUUUUAAACCUCGGAACGGUAGGAAAAUGCUUUACACAUGGAAGUGAAGCCAAUCCGCUCAAACUAGAAAUAGAGUACAAAGAUAUGAUAAUAAAAAAAUUGAUGCGGAAGAGGUUGACGGAGGAGAUGAUGAAGGGAAUAGACCAAAGCAACAAUGGCAGCUGCAACGGGAAGGACAAUACAAUGGGAAAGGAUUGCCCAAAUGAGGAGGACUCCCCAAACAGUAACACCUUUAACCACAACGGGGAGCAACUAAUUACGUUCGAGAAAAAAUUGGAGGAGCUGUACCAAAAGUGUGUGGAGUCACAGAGUGACAAUGACCAAUUGAAGAACAAAAUUAAAAAGUUGACUGAUCAUAUAGAUGACCUGAAAAAGGAAAACACGGAUUUGUUGGGAAUCAUCGACACUCUGAGGGAGUACAUCAACAAGGUCCAUCGCGGGGACGUGAAUGUUCACCAAUUUGAUGACUUAAUAAAUAACCUUCUUAAGGAGAACUCAACCCUGAAUGACGAACUAUCCAAGCAGAAAAGGAAGAACAUGGUGGACACCUACUUCUUUAACAAAGAGCUGCAACUGAUACAAAGCGACAAAUUUAAAAUUAUAGAAAAAUUUGAUGAGGGCAAGGUGAAUAAUUUCCCCCACCUGUACGAACCGCUAAACGUGACUCUUAACGAAGCUCCACAUGAGUACCAUGAAGAGGUCGCUGAAAAAAGGGAAGCAGGACAAGAUCACGGCGUGAUUGCUAGUCCUAAAAAAAGCAGGGAUGAUAGAACAAAUGGAAAAAACUCCCACCUGGUUAAGUCCAACAAGCCGGUAAUCACAGACGAGUUGGUUCAUACGUAUAUGAAGGAUUAUAUGAUGAAUGUUCAGAACAGGACAUGA